AUGAAUUAUUUGGCGGUAAAUAUAAGAGGAAUUGGGGGAGUGGAGAAGCCAAAGUGGAUAAGUAAUUUAGUUAAGGAAAAUAAAAUUUCGUUUUUGUGCAUACAAGAAGUUCAAGUCUCUAAUGUUGACCCAAUAACGGUCGGAAGAUACUGGGGAAAAACGGAUAUGGAAUGGGAAUCAGUGGAUGCUAGAGGAAGGUCAGUGGGUUUGAUUUCGGUCUGGGAUCCAGUGAUGUUCUCAAAACAAAGAAUAGUCAAACAUGAUUCGUUCUUACUAACUAGCGGGACUUUGGCCGGUAGUAAUACGUACAUUAACAUUGUCAAUGUAUAUGCUCCGUGUGAGGUUAUGAGAAGACGAUCGUUGUGGGAAGAGUUAAAGUCAAUUAAAGAAUCAUCAAGUGAAGGAGUAUGGAUCAUGGCAGGCGAUUUUAAUGAAGUUAGAGAGGAACAAGAGAGGAUGAACUCAAAAUUUGACAACCAAGGUGUAGUGAUCUUCAACAAUUUCAUAGCCGAAGCAAGUUUAGUUGAAUACCAGAUGGGUGGAUAUAAAUUCACAUACAUGUUAGAUGAUGGAUCAAGCCUUAGUAAAAUAGAUAGGAUUCUCGUGUGUGACGGUUUUAUGAACAAGUGGCCUACGGCUAGUUUGAAGCAUUAA
Molecule: messenger RNA, 654 nt
Organism: Helianthus annuus (common sunflower)
Lineage: Eukaryota; Viridiplantae; Streptophyta; Magnoliopsida; Asterales; Asteraceae
Exons: 1
Coding region: 1-654 (217 amino acids)
Biological process (GO): base-excision repair
Cellular component (GO): nucleus
Molecular function (GO): DNA-(apurinic or apyrimidinic site) endonuclease activity; double-stranded DNA 3'-5' DNA exonuclease activity; phosphoric diester hydrolase activity
Source: RefSeq, a predicted model, not a curated record